AGGCGCGGCGCCGGGGCCGGGCCGAGGGCGGUGGAGGCCUUGCCGUGCCGGGCGGUAUGAUCGGCACCGUGCUCUGCUAUGUGCUACUGCCGGCGGCGCGGCUCCUCCGGGCCCUGCAAGAUGGUUUCUUUACCUGUCGAAAGAAUGUGCUUCUGGCGAAGAGCCCGUCCACCCAGAUAGAAGGUGUCUUUGCUGCAUCCAGAGGAAGAUCGGUCUCAGAAGAGCAAGAAGCCCUUCUCCAGCAGUGUUUGGAGGAAGGAGCAGGGAAUUUGCCAGCCAGUGAGAGUGUUCCAGCAGUGGGGAAAGUAUCAGUUACAGUCACUAGUGGCUGGUUAGAAGGUUCAGAGCUAUUGAUGACUAGCCUCAGAGAACUGAAUUCGUCUCCAGAAGCCACACCGUGUGCUGAUCAGCAGCUCUCAGAAGCAGCCUUGGCUUCUUCAGAACUGCAAGAUCAUGCAGUGGCUGAACAGGCAAGAUUACCAGCAGAGGAAACAGUGACUGUAGCAGACAGUGCCCCUUGGGCAGCUGUGGUGCCACAGACAGAUCAGCAGAUAGCUGGCUGUGCUGGUAUCAACGCAGAAGUGCUGAAUGAUGACCCAGCUGUGCUGGCCUGGAGUUUAGCGUGUGAUGCAGAGACUGUGCCAGCAGAGCUCCCAGCCCAUCCCAUUCAGGAUGCAGUACCAUUUUGUCCUGUCCUGACAGAGGUGCCCUACCAUGAGAUUUUAUGGAGAGACUGGGAGGAUCUUUCUGUCCGGCCCUGUGUCCUAGAACAGGUCUCAAAAAACACUCCUCUCUUUGAAUUUCGAGUCAUGUCUUACAACAUCCUUGCCCAGGACCUGGUGGAACAGGGCCUUGAUCUCUAUGUACACUGUCAUCCAGAUAUCCUGAACUGGAACUACCGCCUUCCAAACCUUUUGCAAGAGAUCCAGCACUGGAAUCCUGAUGGUUGGUAUGUUCUUUGUCUCCAGGAGGUACAAGAGAACCAUUACUGGGAGCAACUGGAACCAACAUUCAAGGAGAUGGGCUUUGCAUGCUUCUACAAACGGAGAACUGGGACGAAGACAGAUGGAUGUGCAGUGUGCUAUAAGCACAGCAGGUUUCAGCUGAUCAGCCUCAGCCCUGUAGAAUAUUUCCGUCCUGGCCUGGACAUCCUCAAUCGGGAUAAUGUGGGCUUGGUGCUGCUGCUACAGCCUGUGCUCCCAGAGGGCCUAGAUCUGAAGGCCAUCAGUCCUUUAUGUGUGGCCAACACUCAUGUGUUGUUCAAUCCACGCCGAGGAGAUAUCAAACUAGCCCAGGUGGCCUUGCUCCUAGCAGAGAUUGACAAAAUUGCAAGAACUACUGAAGGCAGCUACUAUCCUGUCAUCUUGUGUGGAGACCUGAACUCCGUACCUGAUUCUCCACUCUACAAAUUCAUCCGGAAUGGUGAACUUUCCUACCAUGGGAUGCCAGCCUGGAAGGUGUCUGGUCAGGAAGACUUUUCCCAACAGUUGUAUUCACGUAAACUGCUGGCCCCGCUGUGGCCAAGCUCACUGGGUGUAACAGACAACUGCCAGUAUGUCACCCAGUGCCAGCCAAAGAAACUGGGGAGACGUGAAUACAGCCGUGACUUCCUGCUACAGUUUCGUUUUUGUGAUGUUGCCUGUGAACGACCCGCACACCUGGUGCUCUUGGAAGGUGUGACAGAUGUUAAACCAGACCGCCCUGCACACUGGCCCAAGCCUGCUGCCAUGGUGAAAGACCCUGAUCCCCAGCCAUUCAUCCCAAGGUGUUCAGGUGUUAUCCAGCAUGGCCUCAACCUGACCUCUGUCUACAGCCACUUCCUGCCACAGAGGGGACGCCCAGAGGUCACAACGAUGCCCAUGGGGCUUGGAGCCACUGUUGAUUACAUUUUCUACUCAGCAGAGCCCGUGGAGAACAGGGCAGGUCGCAGGCUAUACAAGGAUGGAGCCCUGAAGCUGCUUGGCCGCCUUUCCCUGCUCUCUGAAGAUGUCCUGUUGAUGGCAAAUGGCUUACCAAAUCCUUUUUGUUCAUCUGAUCAUCUCUGCCUGCUGGCUAGCUUUGGCUUGGAGAUUUCCAGCCUGAGAGAGAGUUAGUGUUGGUUCCCUUUCCCUAAAGAAAGGCUGUUCUGAAUACAGCAGUUGACACUCUGGAUUGCACAACCUGCUUGCAAGAAAACUCUUCUUUAUCAUGCCCUAAAAGUCUCUUCCUCCCCUCACACCCUCACUAAAAGCAGGGAUGGGAGAGUUGGAGUGCUUUUUGCAUUGGUAUUUUCUGGAUCUCUGCGACCCUGAGCUGUCUUCCCAGUGGGCUUCCAGUUGCAUUCAGGCAUUACCAUCUCUUAAAGGGAUCCUUGUUCCACUGCUUUGUUUAGCAGGUGUUUUUGUGCUGCAGGAACCAACAUAACUCUCAUGUUUAUUUGUCCCUGUGUGAGAUCUUCAAGGAGCUGGAAAAGAGAAGGGCAGUGCUAUCCACUUCUAGUUCGUUAACUGCUACCAAGGAGCAUGGGAUGUGUACACCAAUAUUCUUUUACACCAAAACAAUAGUUCUUUUAAUUUCUCAGUGAUAGUUUAUGAAGUAUGGUCGUUUCAGGGCUAGUUGUUUUGUUGCCUUUUAGAAUGUUGGAUCUGCUAACUGCUUAGAAAUGUCUUUUACUUAAUAAUGUGUAAAGGCUGCCUUGCUGACAGAAGGGUUUGUGUGGUAUAACAGUUUCUACAAGAAACUGCUUGCUGUGACUAAUGGACCAGGGAAUGGGAUUGCCAGGAAGGGAGCCAGGGGUUCUACAGAGCCACCCACAGCAGCUCUAGAAUGGCAGCAAAAGGCUAGAGGCCUUGGGGAAGAUUCCAUUCCUUUCUAUAGCAGUCUCAGAAUUGUACCUAGUUUGGCAGUUGUAGGAAAAAUAUUUAGGAUCCUCCCAGUGAAUAUCCAGUGGAAAAAAAUCACCCUGUAAGGCAUGACAACCCCAGAAGGCUAACUCUGGAGGUCCCAAAAGAGAGAUGAAAAUGGAAGGUAUGUGAGAGGCAGCAGAGGCAUCAGAUGGAAGAGCUGGUACUCGUCAUUUGCCCUACUCUUUCUCUGUGCACUCCCAUUCAGCCAGGGGUCCAUAGCCAACCUGUAGCAUCCACCUGUGCCAGACUGAAGUUAUUGCUCCUUCCUUCCUCUGGCCCCAGCCAUGUUUUGAUAGGUAGAACUCUUAGGACUGACUCCUGUCUCUUGACAGGCAUUGGGAGAAGGGGUAAGGCUGUGUAACUUGGAGCCAGAUUGUCAGUCGUUUGGAUCCCAGUGUACCUUUGGUGUCCUAUCAGUGUGCUUUUCUCAGCAGUGGCUUGGCCAGUACAAAAGCAGUAGAACUGUACUUGUUUCUAGAGUAAAUUCCCCAGUUCAGCCUGACAUUUGGUCCUCAGUUUUUCCCUAAGAGAUGAGACCAAUACUGGCAGAAAUAUUAUCAAUCAGUCAUUCACAAACGAGGCAGGAAAUCUGGUCCCACCUCAGGUUUUUGUGGGAAGGUACAAGGAGACUUGAAAUUUUGUUCUUUCUCCCUGGUCUAUAUUGAAGACUUUCACAUUUUAAAUGUUACUUCCUUUAUUGAAAAAUAAAAUAAUCUAAGAAAAAACCUGCAAACUAAUGACAGCACCUUGGACUUCUGGCAGCUGAACCCUCUGAAGACUUGCUCAACAAGGUUUUGCUGGCUGAGAUGUGAAAGAGAACAGGAAAAAAUUAGCUAUACAAGAUAGUAGUAAUGAGGGUUGAAGAGAGGGAAGAAGGGAAGAAGUGAGCUUAGUUGUUGUCUCCCAGCACAUCCCGAAAUCCCAGAGUUGGAGAAGAGCUGGUUUUUCUGGCAUCAGGCUUGUCUUGCAAAAAAAAAAUUAAAUAAAAAAUUCAGGAACCCUUGCUCUCCUCCCAGAGAAAGAAAGUACUGCUGAUCGUUUACAGAUCUCUUCUGUAAACUGUACAAAAACAAGGGCAGGGUGUGGGGAUUGUGUUCUGUGCCCUUACGAGUAUCUAAGACUGCAUAUUCCCUUUGUGCCCCUGCCAGAUGGUGUGGUAUUUGUCUGGUGAUGUGUCAAUGGCUUUUGCUACCCAAUUGGGAGUUUCUCUAAGUGGGCAGCAAUCUUGAGGGUGAAUAAUUUUGCAGCUUUGUUUGCCCUUACUUUGACAAGUAAUGGUUCUGGCAUGGCACUGGUAUAUGGGGAGGGAUGCAAAGCUGUGGAUUUCUAUUGCUAUGUUUAUCUGACAGUUUCAUUAACUUCUGCAAGCACUCUUAUUCUGAUUUUGUCAGUGGUUGUAUUUGUAAAGGGAGGGUAGGAAAGGGUGAACUGAGAGCUUUAUUUUCUGCCAGGCUCCAAAAAAGGCUGCCAGAAGGCAGCCUGGUUGCAGAUGACUCCCACCUGCUGUUAACACUGUAAUAGGAAGCUUGGAAGACACUAAAAGUUUAAAAACAACCAACCAAAAGCAAAACAAAAAAUGCUGUGACACAUGGUGUUGGCACUUAAAAAUUUAGCUAUCUGCUUCCAUUUUAAUUGCUGGCUAGUCUGAUGGUCAGUUGAUGGGGGGGGAUGUGAAAGCUGUCUGCCCCACCUAUUAAGACCCAUAAGGUGUGCACAGUGCACCAUCACAUGAACUGGUUGCCCCUGCACUGGCUGAAGCAGCCUGCCAAUCCUGUAAUGUAAUUCCAACAUCACAAGUGCUUUUCCCGUUUUAUUUAAAUCAAAGACUUGACUUUUGGGCAACUUGCAUGAAGGCAUCUCAGGGAGGUUGUAAGCUUCCAGCUAUAUUUUGUUGGAAAAUCCAGUGUUGUGCAGGUCAAGCUAAUGCUUCCUCUUUCCAUGCAUGAAAUAAUUGGUAUGUACUUGGAAUGAAUGAUUAAGUUGCUGAACACUGGAUAUUGGAGUCAUGUGCUGAGAAAUUGCAGAACAAUGCCUGCAAGUCCCCUUAUUUGUCUCUCUGAAGGUUAUAAAGCUCCCACAGGGACUUGCAGCUCCCAAAGCCCUGGCUUACAUAUGCUCCCUUGGGCACUUAUGGGUGAAACCAUUGCUAGUGACUGCAUACAGACACAAAGGCAGAGUUGAAGUCUUGAUCACUGUGUUUAUUUUGACCACUGCCCCUGAAGCUCUAGUAUAGACCCCUAUAGAAUUGGCCUGUUCAGGAAGGAAAACCCCUGUGUUCUAGAGCAAUUUGGAGUUUAUAUCAAAUGGAUCUGGAGACCUGUGAAUGCCUCUGACUGUGGGGGACUAGAGAAGUUUGGAGGUGGGGCAGGUAGAAGGUUCCUAACUCUAAAAUAGCAGCUAGUGUACGUAUAGUUGUUGGGAGAAAAUAAAAUGUUUUGUGAUGCUUUAAGAAUAGCAUCCAGUGAUUUAAUUAGAGCCUGUGGUAAUGAGCAUCAUGGCAUGCAUAACUGAGAUUCCAGAUGUGGUUCUUAACACUGUUUCUGGACCUAAAUGCAUGACUAGUUGCCAUUAACACAGGUUUCUGAUGAAUUACAAAGGGAUCUGUAAAUUAUUAUGGAAGUGGAACAGCAGGAAUACCUGCAAUGCUCAGAAAGGGAAGUAUCAUAGAGGUAGUUACCAACUACAUCAUGUUAGUAGUGAUGUAGAGCUCAGGGAGACUGGUACUUAGGGGAGGUGACGCCAGAGACCACUGGAGUAUGUGUACAUCCCCUGUUAGCAGUCUCCUAAGCUGCAGGAGCAUGCAGCUGUACAGGCAACACAUUUGACAAAGUACCUUUGCUAAAAAACAGCUUAGUUUGCACCGCAGCUGCUAGGCUGUAUUUAGUUAUGCUAUUCAGACAGAAAUUGGACUUCCUUUGUUUUCUCAGAGUUUUAAGUUCAUCACUUCAGGAGGUUGCCCUUUAUAAUCAGUUUUCCCAAUUACAUGGAAUGGGAAGAGUGGUAAACAAUAUAAUUGCUCUAGCUUCUUUCCUUUUCUUAAUAAAUGAAACUUGGCUGCUGUUUGA
Lepidothrix coronata (blue-crowned manakin) is the source of this 5950-nucleotide messenger RNA. It is a transcript of the gene ANGEL1, whose product is annotated as angel homolog 1. The coding region runs from base 57 to 2093 and encodes 678 amino acids. Lineage: Eukaryota; Metazoa; Chordata; Aves; Passeriformes; Pipridae. The record is from RefSeq and is a predicted model, not a curated record. Gene Ontology annotation, molecular function: 3'-5'-RNA exonuclease activity. The transcript is spliced from 11 exons.